UCAAUUCAUCAUCAUCAUCAUUAUCAUCUUCCAAGGUCAAAUGGCCAAUGAAAAUUCAACACAACAGCCUUCUUCACCAUUUGAUCCGAAUAAAAAUAACCUUUUGAGCUUUCUGGAUUUUUCCGUAGUCAAAUCAUGGGAUGAUGUUAAGACAAAAUUCCACCAACAAAUGGUCAAUGGAAAACUUUUCAAGAAAAAUUUUGGAGUCUGCAUUGGCUUUGAUGAGAGAUCUAAACAUUUUGCCUAUGAACUGUUUGAUGUACUGUCAAAGAGAAAAAAAAUAAAGCCUGACGAUGGGAUUACUCUGCAACAAUUGAAAGAGUUUUGGGAUGAACUGAAACGGGAUGAUCAGGAAACUAGGCUUGCCAUUUUCUUUGACUUGUGUGACUUGAAUGAUGACGAUAAGAUCUCAAAGGAAGAGAUUGAGACCAUACUGAAGUGGACUGCUUCUGCAAACAAUUUGAAAAGUAUUGAAAACCAAAUUGAAAACUACGCAUCUCUGAUCAUAAAAGAGUUUGAUCCAGACGGCAAUGGUUCCAUUGAGAAAAAGCACUUGAAACUUCUAGUCAAAGAACUAAGCAAAUCUAAAGAGGCCAACGUGUUGAAGGGGGAAGUUGAUGAUGAAGUAUCACUUUGGCCAGAUGUUUGCACUCUUGUAAGAGAAACAUUAGAAGUGAUAAAACAGAACAGAAAACAAAUCUGGUUUUCAACCCUGUGGUUAGCCAUAAAUGUGAGUCUGUUUAUUUGGAAAUUCAAUGAAUACAAGGAGAAGAAGCCAUUUGAUUAUGAACUAAUAAACUAUUGCACUGGUAUAGCAAAAGGAGCAGCUGAGACUCUGAAAUUCAAUAUGGGUUUAAUUCUGUUUCUUGCUUGUAGACGUUCACUAACAACACUUAAAUCCACAUUUCUCAGCUCCAUAUUCCCAUUUGAUGAUCAUAUUUUCUUUCACAUGAUGGUUGGUUUAGCCAUUUCAAUAGCCACUUUUAUCCAUAUGGCUAUGCAUUUGGGAUGUGGGUUUCCGUUAUUGUCAACAUUAUCUUUAAGCUACAAGCUCAAGGGAAUUAUUGAGCCAAGUUUUGAUCACUCCAAGAAACCAAGUAAUUUUGAUUUGAUUAGUGUUCCUGGUGUUACUGGAAUCCUCAUGUUCAGUAUAAUGUCCUGCGCCUUCAUACUUGGAAUUCAUUGUCUUAGGAAAAGUAGUAGGGGUACAAGGGAAUCCUGUUACCAUAUAAUAGGUUUCAAUGCCUUCUGGUAUGCACAUCGUUUGCUUUUUCUUGUCUAUCCCUUGCUGAUUCUUCAUGGCUACUUCGACUCGCUAGCUUCCGACUGGUUGAACAGAACGACAUGGAAGUACGUUGCAAUCCCGAUGCUUGUAUAUACAAGCGAGGGAAUUUAUACAAUAAUCAAGAAACAAAUAUAUGAAGUAAAAGUACUGAAGGCAACGGUAUAUAGUAAAAAUGAUCUAGUAGCACUACGUUUGGAAAAACCUAAAAGAUUCAAGUACGAAAGUGGGAGUUAUGUGUAUGUGAAUUGCGAGGAUAUAGCAGCAUGUGAAUGGCAUCCAUUUUCUAUCACUUCUGCACCAGACGAUGAGUAUUUAAGUCUUCAUAUACGUAAUGCAGGAGAUUGGACAGAAAAGUUAGUAGAAAGAUUUGGAAAGGCAGUUGAAGGAGGAAAAAUUACAAAAAUCGGUGGAAUACACAGACAAGAAAAUAUAAAUGAUUCUAAGUGGGAAUCCGGUGAGAAAUAUCCAAAGAUUUUAAUAAAAGGACCAUAUGGAGCGGUAACGCAAGAUUAUAAAAAGUACAAGGUUCUCUUGCUCAUAGGCUUUGGAACAGGGGCCACCCCAAUGAUUAGCAUCUUGAAAGAUAUAUUAAACCAAAUCAAAACACAUGAAAAAGAAAAGUCAACAGAUGAAAAUGGUGAAUCAAAAUUUAAGAAGGCUUAUUUUUAUUGGAUAACACGAACGGAAGAAUCAUUUGAAUGGUUUAAAGGGGUCAUGAAUGAUGUGGCCGAACAUGAUAACGGAAGAGUAAUUGAAAUGAACAACCAUUUAAGUAGCAUCAAAAGGGAAGGAGAUCCACGAUCCGUCUUCGUCACCAUUUUGCAAAAUAUACAAACUAAAAUUGAGGAAAUUGAUUUCAUCUCUCGAAGUCGGAUAAGGGCUCGCCAUGGAAAACCAGAUUGGGAAACUGUUUUCUUAAAAUUGAAAAAGGAACACAGUGGUAAGAUAGGUGUAUUCUUUUGUGGAGACUCCAGUUUUAAUGAAGUAGCUAUUAAAUGCAGAAAACAUAGCGAUGAUUCUACACAAUUUGAGUACCAUCAUGAAGGCACUUAGCAACAUUGAAUUCUCUCACGACAAACCUUCAUAAACACAAAUUACUAUUAAAUAAAAAUGGAUUUUUUCUUAAUAUAAAAGAAAAAAUAAAUGUGUCCAUAUGUAUGUAUUGUAUAACUAUUAUAUAUAUAUAAAAAUAUAAUAAUAAAAUAUCAUAUGUUCUUC
Molecule: messenger RNA, 2503 nt
Organism: Cucumis sativus (cucumber)
Lineage: Eukaryota; Viridiplantae; Streptophyta; Magnoliopsida; Cucurbitales; Cucurbitaceae
Product: putative respiratory burst oxidase homolog protein H
Exons: 13
Coding region: 41-2338 (765 amino acids)
Cellular component (GO): plasma membrane
Molecular function (GO): NAD(P)H oxidase H2O2-forming activity; peroxidase activity; calcium ion binding
Source: RefSeq, a predicted model, not a curated record